Molecule: messenger RNA, 3401 nt
Organism: Daphnia pulex (common water flea)
Lineage: Eukaryota; Metazoa; Arthropoda; Branchiopoda; Diplostraca; Daphniidae
Exons: 11
Coding region: 663-3155 (830 amino acids)
Molecular function (GO): calcium ion binding
Source: RefSeq, a predicted model, not a curated record
ACGGGAUGAACGCUCCGCUGUCGUCGCCGCUGCCGUCGCCGCUGCCCACUCUCUUGAGACCGCAAAUGUUGGCUCCGCACUCGACCCGAAUCAACAAUCGGGCACCGCCACGCAUCGCUCAAGUGUCCUUUGAGGCUAUCCCGCUGGAGUUGGGCAACUCGGCCGGCAAACCCGGUCAAUCGUUGCCUUUCGGUGUGCCGUUAAGGCCCCCCGUCUUCCCACCCAAACUGCCGCAGACUGGACAGAAGGUGCAGGGACUUCCAUUCACCUCUGGUAUCCCGUUUCCCAUUCAGCUGUUUCCGCCCGUCUCGCCCAAUCGGCCCUGGCCUCCUACGAACCCGCUCGUGUCCGAAUCCCCUCUGCCCGCUCUCGUGACUUUGACCACCGAGAAAGCGUCGACCGUUCAAACGAAUCCGAGUCCGUUACCCAACAACUUUCCUGCAAUCAAUUUGACCGAAACUCCAGCCAUCCCACACAUUAUCGAACGACUUUAUCAGUUUUUUUUUCCUGAAGACUCCAGUGUCCGACACCCUACGGUGGUUGCAGUUGUAACGACAGCAGCAACAAUAACAAAAAUAACAACGACAACAACACAGUUACCGCUACCGAAAUCGACUACCAUCCUAGUUCACGAGUAAUCGUCGAUCGAUAUCUCUUCUAUAAUGCAACCGUCCAUCGAGGACGAAAGCUCGUCGAGCGGCCUUUUGCCGUUGGAUGGCCCGUCUCUUGUUCCGCCUGUGAUGUCUUCAUCAUUGCCUGCGAUGCUUUACUCCUGUGAUAUCUCCUCCUUUUUGUCCGUCCUUCAAAGCUGGCCUACGCCGUCCACUGUGCCUCAAUUGGAGGCCGGCACUCCUCCUAAUGUCCUUCAACUGCCCGACAGUAACAGAUACACGCCCCCACUGCCGUCUGGCCGUCCGGGUCAAGUCUUCCACGACGAAUAUUUGUCUCCGGCCAACGGUUACGGCGACGUUGACGUCAUCACCAGCGACAACAUUCAACCGCACGGAACCUACGGCGAUACCUUCGAACUGGUCGUCACCGCUGCCCAGAAUUUCGGCGGAUCCUCGCAGCCCGUCAACAACGGAAGGCCUUACGUCAUUCCGGUUGACAUCGACAAUGUUCACGGAGGCCUACAAUCACCUGCUUCGGUGGAAUCCGAUGAAUACGUUUCGAUUGACGGCCGCAAAACAUACUUUAAUCUCUUUCCAACGGAAACAGUCGACGGGAACGAACCGAUGGUCCAAGCGACCGCCAUGCCAAAACCAGCACCGAUGAGCAACAAUAAUGGAUACGGUUACGCUUACCCGGACAGCCCUGUUGAGCCAGUUCGACCAGCAGCUCCGCCCAGGCCAAGUUAUCCGGCAGCUGCAGCACCGAGGCCCAGCUAUCCGAAACCAGCGGCACCGGUUGUUAUCAACCGGCCAACUGCUUCACUUAUUAGAAGACCGUCCACGACUCCCCUCAGCCGGAUCGACGCCUGCAUCGUGGGAGACCCUAAUGCCUGUUUAGAGCCCAACGAAUCGUGCCAAGCCGAAGAAGAUGGAUCAGCUUGCUCUUGCAAACCGGGUUUUGGCCGGAAGAAAUCCAGUGAGGUCUGCAAAGGAUUGACCGGUCUCCUGGUAUCAAUCAGACUAGAUCGAUUGGACAAUCAGAGAUUGGCCUGGUCAUCCAGUUAUUCGGAUCCUUCCAGCCCUGACUAUCAACAGUUGCAGUGGGAAGCCAACAAAGCCAUAAACUCGUUAAUGGAGAUGGCACCUUUGUCAUCCCAUUUUGUCUCUUCAUCAGUCAACAAAUUUUACGCCAUUGGCAACAAAAUCAUCGUCAACGCGUCCGUCUUCUUGGAUUCAAGUCCGGAAACGCAGAGCGUAACUGUUCGACCGACACUGCAGAGGCAGUUGUCCAACAUCAUCCAGCAACGGAACAACAAUCUGGGCAUCAGCAGAUUAUGGGUCGAGGGACCAAAUCCCGUCCCAGUUAUCCUAGAUUUGAAUGAAUGCGGUGCUCCUGAAUUGAACGAUUGCAGCCCUAAUGCUGAAUGCAUCAACAACCAAGGCAGUUUUUCGUGUGAAUGUAAAGCCGGGUUCUCCGAUCCCUACCCCAACGACCCCUUCCAGUCUGGCCGUCAGUGCAAUUCGUGCACAAGAAGCUACUGCAACAAUCGCGGCGAAUGUCGAAUUGAAAACGGCAGAAAAACUUGCUCUUGCCAAGGGAAUUACAAAGGACAGACGUGCGAACUGGACGGAGAAGUCUUAGGCGUGGCCAUCGGUGCCUCCGUGGCCGCUGUUAUUAUCAUCGUCUUGACCUUGGUGUUGUUAUGUAUGUGGAGUCGCCGGUGGCGACAGAACCAGGAGAAAAUGGUCGAUCGAAGUGCCUACAUGGAACAACUGAAGACAAUGCCGUUCCCAGCCAUCAUGCAGGACCGCAUCCGAUGGGCUCAGUAUGCGGAGGCCAUGGCAUCCGCUCACAAUCUCUAUGCGACACCAAUGCCUCCUCCUUACUUCUAUCAAACCCCUUCGACCUUGCAAUCCAACCCAGCUCCUUCGCUGGUUCAACACCCGACGUUGUCUCCUCCGCCGAUCCCUCCCCGAAAUAAAGUUCCCGUCCGUCAAGCGGCUUCUUUGCCCGUCGGCCUGGUCACUUCGACAGCCAGUCAGAUGAUCAACAAUCUCCAAGAAUUGGCUCGCAAAAUAAGCCGCAAGAAGAAGUCUGCUCCUAGACCGCCCGAUCCGGUCAAUGUGAAUCCGCAUUUAGCCUUGAUAUCGCCAGCCUAUGCGGUUGGAACGAUGAACAGCGUCAGUCGCGCUAGUAUGGCGCCCACGUUGCCUCUUGUGGGACAGUUUUACGGGUCUCGGUCGACUUGUGGUUCUGUUAUCAGUUAUGGUAAGAGAAGUGCACCGCCUCCGCCUCCCUCGAAUCCUCCGCCAGCUUUGCAAGUGAUGGAGACGAGCGAAGAGAGCGCCACCGAAAGUGAUGCACCAAUUGCACGGCCAUUCCAAGUACCCAGACCACGUAGUCGCUCUUCUGCAUUUUCAUCCAACAACAUCUACUUCGAGGCGGAUGCGCCCUCUACCAGCAAUGAUUUCUCCAACCAAUCGCAAGUGUCGCUAAACACCUAUCAACCCCAACGUCAGGGCCAUCGCUACUAUUAUCGUUAAUAUCACAAGUUUUUAAUCGGGGGUUUUGUUUCAAAAGAGUAUGAUGGGGUCUGUAUAAAUUAACCCGUAUCAGUGUUAGCGGAAAACGCGUGUGAUUUGUUUUGAUUUAAUUAUCUGCAAGAUCUGCAAUAGAUCUGAAUCGAUUUCCAUUAUUUGAUUUCUCUUGUAGAAAAAAACUUAACUUUUUAUGAUUCUGUUUCAACCAGUGCAUUCGAUCUUGAUAAUAAUUACAUAUUGUGAAAACUU